AUGAGCGUUUGGUCAUUUCUCUCCGCUCUCUACGAAGGAUUCGUCUCCUCGCCGCCCCGAUCCAAAGCCAAUCCAGCGAGGAAGCAACCUGCUGGACCAAGACCAGGACCAUCAAACGAUGGAUUUCUGACCAAGGCGGAGCGGAGGAUGCUCGAAGAAAAACAAGAAGCAGACGCCGAGAAAAUGGGUCUGCCACUGGGGCGCCCAAUCAGCUGGAUCAUAAAAAUGGCUGAGGAGAAGCACGAAGAAUGUUGUGCCGACAACAUUAAAAAGAAGAUGCAGACGAUGAAUGUGGUCACGGAGCUUCGGAAGCAUUUUGGAGGCAUUGAGGCGUCUAGAAAAAGAAAAUUGGCAAGUUUCGAGGAGUAUCGAGCCAAGGCGUCUGCAUUGGUGAAGCGGCAAAAGCUGGAAUAA
Molecule: messenger RNA, 414 nt
Organism: Caenorhabditis briggsae
Lineage: Eukaryota; Metazoa; Nematoda; Chromadorea; Rhabditida; Rhabditidae
Exons: 1
Coding region: 1-414 (137 amino acids)
Source: RefSeq, a predicted model, not a curated record